AUGGAUGCCAUUGAAGAUUUGGCUGAUGAUGAUGAAGCUUUCCGGGAAGAUCACCAGGAUAUUCAAGCACGCGCACAAGGGCAGCAUGGUUGUGUGGUCGUGCCCUACCCAGAUCCGUGUGCUGGCCAAAAAAUAACCAACUGUCGUGCUGCGAACAUGGAAUAUGGGGCGCACCUGGCCAAUGCGGAGGAGAAUCUGUAUCACCCUUUCGCAUCCAAGAUGGAUUGGGAGGUUGCGAGAUGGGCUAAGCUUCGUGGAGUGAGUUCAACGGCAUUGUCAGACUUGCUUGCAAUCGAGGGGGUCAGUGAACACUUGUCACUCUCAUUCAAGAAUGCAAAUGAGUUGAAUGCCAUUGUCGAUCACGAGCUUCCGACAGGCCGUCCAAAGUUCAAACGCGAGCAGAUUGUUGUUGCUGGAGAAGCGUUUGACGUCUAUUACCGCGAUGUGAUCGAAUGUGUCAAGUCAUUGUAUGGUGAUCCUGACUUCGCCAAAUAUCUCGCAUUUGCCCCUCAACGGCACUAUUCUGACGAAGACGAGACAAUUCGUCUCUUUCACGAUAUGCACACCGGCAAAUGGUGGUGGGAUACGCAGAAAAAACUCGACCAGCACAGUCCAGGUGGCACCAUUAUUCCCAUCAUUAUCUCAUCCGACAAAACACAAGUAACAUUGUUCCGCAACAAGUCCGUCUAUCCUGUCUAUCUCACCAUUGGCAACAUCCCGAAGGAAAUUCGACGCAAGCCUUCGCGUGGCGCACAUAUACUUCUAGCUUAUUUGCCUUGUACAUGGCUUGAGCAUAUUGCCAACAAAGCUUCGCGUCGCCGAACUUUGGCAAACCUCUAUUACGCAUGCUUAAGUAGGGAUCCGCACGGUCGUAUUCUGGCUCCACUGAAAUCUAUAGGGCUAGAAGGGCUUCGUAUGGCUAGUGGGGAUGGUGCCCUCCGCCGUUGCCACCUAUUAUUUGCCAGCUUCAUCGGUGACUACCCAGAACAACUUCUCGCUACUGGGAUCAAGUUUGGAGAGUGUCCGAAAUGCGACGUGGACAUUGGCGAAACGGGUAGUAAUACAGCUCCUUUCCACCUACGAAACCUUAGCAAGGUGCUAGAUGCCCUCGCUACUCUCGACGAAGGGAACCUAUCCUUUGUUCGUGCUUGCUCGGAAGCAGGCAUCAAGCCUAUUGUCCAUCCUUUCUGGGAAGACCUCCCGUUCGCCAAUAUAUUCCGUGCAAUCACGCCAGACGUGUUGCACCAAUUAUAUCAAGGCUUGAUAAAGCAUCUCUUAGGUUGGUUGUCGGCUGCUUGUGGAGCGGCCGAAAUUGAUGCUCGUUGUCGCCGUCUUCCUCCCAACCACCAUAUACAUCUGUUCAGCAAGGGUAUCACUGGCUUGUCGCGUAUAAGCGGAACAGAACAUGCACAAAUCUGUCGUUUUCUCCUCGGUAUCGUGAUUGGCAUCCGUCUGCCCAAUAAUCUAAACGGGGGCCGUCUUCUACGAGCAGUGCAGGGCCUACUUGACUUCCUUUAUCUUGCUCAAUAUCCAUGUCAUAGCUCCGAGACUCUACAGCUACUGGAUGACGCACUCAAUCUUUUCCAUGAGAAUAAGGACAUUUUCAUCGACCUUGGUAUCCGUUCAAAUUUCAAUCUCCCGAAACUCCACGCCACUCGCCACUACUCUGCCAUGAUUAUGAUGAUGGGUACGACGGACAAUUAUAAUACUGAGUACACUGAACGACUUCACAUCGAUUUUGCGAAGGACGCUUACCGUGCUACGAAUCACAAAGACGAAUUUGUGCAGAUGACAUGCUGGCUCGAGCGGAAGGAGAAGAUUAUGCGCCAUGCCAAGUAUAUUAACUGGCGACGUGCUGGUGUUAAGGAGACCGAGCCUUACCAUUCACGCCCCCCCGAUAUGACUUUUCGUCGGCUUCAAAGUGUGGCGAAGCACCCUAGUGCAAAGGCCAUCAGUAUAGAGAAGCUAGUCGAAGACUACGGCGCUACCUAUUUCCGUGAAGCACUCGCACGCUAUAUCACACAGAUAAGCCAUGCCAACGAUCCUAUCCCCCUCCGUAGUCAAACACUAGAUGCGUUAGCACGGGAUGUCCAUUUCCCAUUCCGAACUCUCCCCGUUUUUGACAAGAUCAAGUGGCUCUCGGUAGAUGCUCGUGGUCACGGCGAUGCGACAGCCACGUUGGACUGUGUACAUGCCAGACCACAACGGAGUUCAGGUUCUGGUCUGCGGCCUCGCCGUUCUGAUACGGCUCUCGUGAGUGUUGGUGGGAAUCCAGAUGUUGUUAGUGGAGGUAUAGAAGGAGUUCGUGUUGGGCAAGUACGAGUCGUUUUCUCGUUACCUUCGAAAAUAUUGCCACUCUUGUUUCCGCCAACAGUCAAGGUUCCCGACCACUUGGCUUAUAUUGAAUGGUUCGCACCAUUUCCUUCGGCUCCCGAUCAACACCACGGACUUUACAAGAUCUCGCGAGCCUUACAUGGUGGUGAAAAAAUAGCAAGUGUCGUGCCGUUGGGAGAUAUCGUACGUAGUGUCCAUCUUAUACCGAAUUUUGGUGCUGUUGUCCCGCGAGAGUGGACUAGUGAUACAGUUCUCGAUAAUUGUGACACUUUUUGGUUGAACUCAUAUAUAGACAGAUAUACUUUUUGUAUCUUCAAAUGA
Molecule: messenger RNA, 2655 nt
Organism: Suillus plorans
Lineage: Eukaryota; Fungi; Basidiomycota; Agaricomycetes; Boletales; Suillaceae
Exons: 5
Coding region: 1-2655 (884 amino acids)
Source: RefSeq, a predicted model, not a curated record